AGAAAGAGCUUCAAACUGCAAGAUCGAAGUUUUUUUUAGUAUUUUUUCCUCUUUUGUGUCUGUCUCGUAAGACAGAUUACAAAAUUGGGAGUUGGCGGUAAAAUGGGAGCAUAAACGUGGUAUUUUGAAGACAUUUUAUCUGCUUUCAUACUGAAAUUUCACCGCAUAUAGCAACCGGUUUACGAUGCCAAAACCAAAACUAAAGGGAAACAAUUCAAAUACCCGCAACCGAUCUAAAGCUCAUAGGAGAAGCCGGACUAGAAAUGGCAUCAAAGACUCAAAGAACAUGGUCUUCAUGAAAAAAGGGAAAGUGGUUCAGGCUGCAAGGUCUGUGAGCCCGAGAAGUGACUCAAGUGCAGCCAGCGGUGACCAUGAGGGCGCAUGCGAACUCGGCAGUGCGUCCGAUUCCAAGAUGGCGGCAAUGUUCGUUCGUGAACCGAGUUUUGAUGACAAUCGAUCAGAUCUUAUAGACGAUGAAGAGGACAGGGGAUUUCUUCGACACAGUGACUCCGAUGAAGAUACUGAAGAUGCAAGUGAGACAGAUAUGGCUAAACUAGAGGAGGAAUUUACUGAAAUGAAAGAACAGAUGUACCAAGAAAAACUCCAAGACUUUAAAAAUCAACUUCAACAAUUGAAAAGUGGGAAGCACCAGGAAUACCUCAAAAGGUUAAACAAACUGGAAAAGAUUAAAGAUGACCGACUAGUGAUUUCUGAAAUCUGCAGGAAAUAUGAGAUAGAGUUGGUGGAGAAAGAAUACAUCAGAGAAAAGCAAGCUGUUCAGCAAGAGUAUGAGAACAAAAAGGUGGAACUGAAGGAUACACUAAUGUCAGAACUACUUGAGAAAAAGAAAACCAUAGAGAAUGAAAGAGUUACCAUGGAGCUUACAGGAGAUUCUGUUGAGAUUAAGCCAGCUGUGACAAGAAAGCUUAGAAGAAGACCAAACGAACCCCUUCCUGCCCCAGAGAAACGGAGAAAGACGUCUCCUCAGAUCAACUACCUUUUAGAUGAACAAGAUAUUAUGGAUGAUCUGCGUGCCCUCAACAAACUUGUACUUCCUAUGGAGAGUCGAUCCAAUUCUCCUGCUCCAUCACUCACCAAAAGUAGCAAUAGUCGCAUCAAGGGUGGCAAUUCAGGGAACUCUGUUGAUAUGGGAGAUGUCAGAAUUGAAGAUGGAAAGUUGUACUACGACAAGAAAUGGUUCAGUAAGGGCACCAGUAUCAUAGUGGAGAACAGAGAAAAUGGCAAAUACAGUGGUACUUUAAGCUCGGUUGGACAAGCAGAGAUCUGGGUGAAGAAGACUGACAAUACUAAAGCCAAGAUAUAUCUAUCAUCUUUACUGAAAGGCAAAUUCACCUUGCGCAAGAAAAAUAGCAACUCUUCCUGAACCUAAACACCUACCAACAGCCUUUUACAUAAAGCUGAUCUCAAAAAGGUUGUCGACCAUUAUAUAUUCACUUUCCACAGAAAAAAUGCUGACUGAUUCAUGGUGCUUCACCCUCAUGUGCAUACCUGUCAACCUCCGGAAAUCUUAAGGCUUGAGAUUUUUUUUGGGAGGGAAACGUGGGAGAUCUGGUGCUCAAUGUGGGAGAAGGGACCCAAAACUUGAGAAGUCUCCCACCUAAUGUGGGAGAGUUGAAAAGUAUGCAUUGGUAUUUUUAUUAUAGAUAUCUUUUUCGGUGGAGAACCUUUUCAGGGUCCCUAGACCAGCAGAAGUUUCAUCUUAAGAAAAUAUCUUCAAAUUAACUUGCUGUCAGUAAAGCAUUUCAUUAGCUUGUACAGGUUAUUUGUCCUGUUUUAAUGUACAAUUUUGUAAAUAGAAAUGUUUCAUUACACUACAUUGAGUAGAAAAUAAAGGGAGUACACAGUA
Messenger RNA from Nematostella vectensis (starlet sea anemone), 1867 nucleotides. RefSeq names its product sin3 histone deacetylase corepressor complex component SDS3. Bases 185 to 1384 code for a protein of 399 amino acids. Gene Ontology annotation, cellular component: Sin3-type complex. The record is from RefSeq and is a predicted model, not a curated record. Gene Ontology annotation, biological process: negative regulation of transcription by RNA polymerase II. Lineage: Eukaryota; Metazoa; Cnidaria; Anthozoa; Actiniaria; Edwardsiidae. Gene Ontology annotation, molecular function: histone deacetylase binding. The transcript is spliced from 15 exons.